UCCUCCCACUGCCACUGGCCGUCCCUCCUCCCCCCGCCGCCCCUUUCUCCCUCCCACAUCUGCUAAACUCUCCCGGGCCGAGCCUGCCAGGGAGCCGGGACUCUGCGCCUUCCAGUCCGGACCCGACACCUUCCGCCAUCCGGCCACCCUCCUGCCUGGCCAAGGUAAAGCGCAGAGGGAGAGAAGCCGUGCCAGAAGCACCAAGGUGCGCUAGUGCCGGACCUCAAAUGUCCCAAAUACUGCAGACAAUGACCAGCCAAGAUGUGACCGUGAAAAAGGAACUCCCGGAGGAAGAGAUUCCGCCGGCGUCCUGGCAGGACAAGACCAAAGACUCCACUAAGAAGAAAAUGAAUGAUCAAACUGACGAAGUGCCUGCCGAAAUCUGUGUCGUGAUUGGAGACAACAGGAAACAGCAAAGUGUUGGGGAAAACUCGCCUGAGAGGCACGAAGCCUCAAUGAGCCGGGAAACCUCAUGGAGUGGAAGUGUCCGACAGAGGAGCAUUCCCCCACGGAUCAGCACAUCAUCCCCAGGGUCUUAUGAAUGUGGGAUUUGUAGGAAGAAGUACAAAUACUACAACUGUUUCCAGACGCACGUGCGGGCGCACAUAGACAAUGAAUCGGCGUCAGGCGAGGGGGCAUCGCAGGGAAACAAUUUUCGCUACACGUGUGACAUCUGUGGCAAAAAGUACAAAUAUUACAGCUGCUUCCAAGAGCACAGGGACUUGCAUGCAGUGGAUGACACCUAUAUCCAUAUGAUGGUAACGUCAGGGGACAUUAAAGAAGAGGACUCUGAGCCAUUUCUCAAACUGGGUCCAAAGACGGGCAACUAUAUGUGUGAGUAUUGCGGCAAGCAGUACAAGUACUACACUCCCUACCAGGAACACGUGGCACUCCAUGCACCCAUCAAGCGAGCAUUCAGCCCUGAUGUGGAAUCCAGGGAAUCAAAGACGGCCAAUAACUAUGAUGAAACAAACAGCACCUCGCAGCACUCGAGUGCAGGUUCCAACAGGACACACCCUGGCAUGGCCGACAUGGUGGCUGGAGGGAAUGUGACCAGUUGGCAGAAAGAAUCCUCCAACCCAGUGAUUGUCGGCCCCUUCCCAUUGGUGCAAGAUAACCGGAAACCAUAUCUGUCCCCAACCAAGACUUCCCCCUGUAUGAACAGUGGGCGGAGCUCAGUGCCCAAACAGGAAAUGGAGCCGAGGGGGGUUGAGCUGGAAAUCGGUAAGGGAUGGAAGAAGAAAAUAAAACGGAAAGAGGAAACCAACAAUAAGCCUGCGAGGGAAGAGAAGGGAGGCAAAACAGAAGAGCCCUACACAUGUGGUGCUUGUGGGAUCCAGUUCCAGUUCUACAACAACCUGAUGGAGCACAUGCAGUCCCAUGCUGCCGAUAACGAAAAUAAUAUUCCAACCAACCAGUCCCGCGCGGCACCUCCAGCGGAAGAGCAGUGGAAAACACAACCUCAAAGAAAUAACACCAAUAACACUGCAGGGACAGCCCCUACAAACAACUCCCUGCCUGAGAAGGAACGCCAACAUAUUGCUGAACGGCUGCUGAGGGUCAUGUGUGCCGACCUGGGAGCACUGAGUGUGGUCAAUAGCAAAGACUUCCUGAAACUGGCACAGACCCUCGUAGACACUGGAGCUCGUUAUGGAUCAUUUUCCGUAAAUGAAAUUCUGGGCAACAUGAACACCCUUGCUCUCAAGCAUUUACCUCGAAUGUACAACCAGGUCAAAGUGAAGGUGACUUGUGCUCUGGGGAGCAAUGCCUGCUUGGGGAUUGGGGUUACAUGCCACUCUCAGAGUGUCGGUUCCGACUCCUGCUACAUUCUCACAGCUUAUCAGGUGGAGUGCAAGCAAAUAAAACGAUAUGUGUUGGGUAUAAAAGACGUUGACAACAGGGACAGCGGGGAGUUUAUUCACCAGUGGGUGCAGAAUGUCCUUUCUGAGUUUGUCAUGUCAGAGAUUCGGACGGUGUAUGUGACGGACUGCAAAGUCAACUCCUCGGCUUUCUCCAAGGCUGGCACCUGCCUCCGCUGUUCUGCCUGCUCCUUGAACGCUGUAGUGCAAAGUGUGUUAAACAAGCGCACGCUACAGGCACGCAGUAUGCACGAGGUGAUUGAACUUCUGAAUGUCACCGAGGAACUGGCCGGCUCCUCCGGCAUUGCAAAAGAAACAUUUGGCUCCUUGGAGGAGAGCUGCCCGCCGCCUUGCUGGAACUCUGUCACCGAUUCCCUCCUGCUUGUUCAUGAACGCUAUGAGCAAAUCUGUGAAUUCUACAGCCGGGCUAAAAAAAUGAACAUCAUCCAGAACCUCAACAAGCAUUUACUGAGCAACUUGGCAGCCAUCUUGGCGCCCGUCAAGCAAGCUGUGAUCGAUCUUAGCAAUGAACGCAAGCCCACCUUGCAGCUUGUAUUGCCCACCUAUGUGAAGCUGGAGAAACUCUUCACCUCCAAAGCAAAUGAUGCGGGCAUCAUCAGUAAGCUGUGCCACCUCUUUCUGGAGGCUUUGAAGGAGAACUUUAAGGUGGAAUCGGCACAUAAAGUCGCUAUGAUCUUGGACCCUCAGCAAAAGCUGAGACCUGUCCCGCCUUACCAGCAUGAAGAAAUCAUCGGCAAAGUCUGUGAAUUGAUCAAUGAAGUCCGUGAUGUCGUUGAGGAACAGGAGUUUGAGACUCCGCCUAAAAAACCCAGACAAACCUCAGAAACAUCCAAAGGUCUAGAAGAGGAUUGCUUGGGCAAAGGUGAAGUGUAUGACUAUUUGCAGGAGCCUCUGUUUCAAGUGACCCCGGACCUCUUCCACUAUUGGUCCUCUGUAACCCAAAAGCAUUCCAAACUUGCCAAACUUGCCUUCUGGCUACUGGCUGUCCCGGCCGUCGGAGCCAGGAGCGAGUGUGUAAAUAUGUGUGAACAAACCUUGUUAAUCAAAAGGAGAAGACUUCUAAGCACAGAGGAGACCAAUAAAGUCAUGUUCCUCAAGUCCAAUAUGCUUUAAAAGAAAGACAUUUUGGGUAUAACACUUACAAAAAAAACACUGUUCCAAAUAAAUGACAAAUGCAGUACAAACUGAAAACACUGUGGACCUCAGAAUGAAAACUUUAGGGAAUUUUAAAGUGCAUUUUUUUUCUUAUUUUUACUGAAAGGAAGUUAACAGAAAAUAGAUGAGAAGAAUGGGUUUGUGGGUGAUCCAAGCACAGAGCGAGACAAGAGUCCCGGAUGGAGCCAUAGAGUUCCGGGUAACAGGCAGGUGACUUCCACGGUCGCAGCAAGACUUCCUCCUCCUCCUCCUCUUCCUCACUGCUCCAUCAAAUCAAUUGUGCACUUUCAGGGCAUUGGGGGAGCCUUAUUAAGGUGUCUGCAAAGGAGCCUUUUAUAUACCUGGGGGACGGUCUUUCCUUAGAAUCCAUUCCCUGUUUCGCUUUAUUUGACUUUUUUUUUCUUUUUUUAAGGCAGAAAAGAGAGUAUUUACUAAAGGGAAGAAUAUAUUGAACUUUUUGUAAGUUUCUUUCAACUACUGUAUGCUGGCUCAUUGUCCUCUAAAUGGAAUGUAAGCAGGGAUUGAAUGGGGAGACAAAUUCCUUCCCUGCGAUGCUGAGAGGUAUCCCUGAUACAACUGACUGCUUUUGGCAUUCUGUACAGCUCAUUGCAAGGUUCAUGUUGAAAUUUAUACAGGACAUUUUCUGAGAA
Messenger RNA from Xenopus laevis (African clawed frog), 3685 nucleotides. RefSeq names its product zinc finger protein 618 S homeolog (gene znf618.S). The record is from RefSeq and is a predicted model, not a curated record. Gene Ontology annotation, molecular function: protein dimerization activity. Lineage: Eukaryota; Metazoa; Chordata; Amphibia; Anura; Pipidae. Gene Ontology annotation, cellular component: nucleus. Bases 228 to 2993 code for a protein of 921 amino acids. The transcript has 16 exons.